Molecule: messenger RNA, 1599 nt
Organism: Hirsutella rhossiliensis
Lineage: Eukaryota; Fungi; Ascomycota; Sordariomycetes; Hypocreales; Ophiocordycipitaceae
Product: flavin containing amine oxidoreductase domain-containing protein
Exons: 4
Coding region: 1-1599 (532 amino acids)
Molecular function (GO): oxidoreductase activity
Source: RefSeq, a predicted model, not a curated record
AUGAUGCCACCGCCGCCGCCUCCAUCGCGGCGUGUCGCCAUUGUCGGCGGAGGCAUUGCCGGCAUCGCGUGUUCAUGGGAGCUGCGCAAGCACGACUGCAGCGUCGACAUUUUCGAGGCCGACGACAAGCUCGGCGGCCAUGCCAAUUCGGUGUCGUUCAAGGGGAAACGCGGCAGCGUCAGUGUCGACACGGGCUUUAUCGCGAUAGACGAGGCGACAUACCCGCACUUUAAUGCAUUUCUCGGCGAGUUGGGCGUCGAGACGAUGCCGACAGACAUGUCGUUUGGCGUGUCCACGUCAGACGGCGCAUUCGAAUGGAGCAGCUACUCACUCUGGAGCUUCGUCGGCACCCUCACCAGGCUGCUGAGUCCUUGGUUCUGGCGGCUCAUGUUUGACGUGGUGCGCUUCAGCCUGUUUGCGCAGGACGCGGUUCGCGAGGAGCCGUGUGUCGCCGAGCCCAGCCAGCGCCGGGGAUCCGACGCCGACGCCGUGGAAGACGACCUGGGCGCAGCGCCCCUCGAGUCCAUCGGGGAGUAUCUACGGAGGCAGGGGUACUCGGAGCAGUUCAUGGCCUAUUUCCUGAUUCCCAUGGUGGCUGCGCCGUGGUGCAUUGAUCCCGACGAGUUUGCGGCGACUUUUCCCGCAAGGCCGCUGAUCCAGUUCAUGCUUCGGCACGGUCUACUCGAUACCGUCACACAAAGGCUGCAGUGGCGCACCUUUCGACACGGCUCGAGGACAUAUGUCGAUGCCUUCCAGCGCCGUCUUCCGCCUCGGCACCGGUUGCACCUCAACACGCCGGUGCAGCGAGUAACUCGAGUCGGAGACGAGACGGUGGUCAGCCUCCACGACGGACCCUCCCGGACCUAUGAUGAUGUUGUCCUCGCCGUCCACGCGAACCAAGCCCUGGCUCUGAUGGGAGGCGACGCCACGGCACUGGAGCGCAGGAUCCUCGGCAGCUUCAAGACGAGCAAAAACGUGUGCCACCUGCACUCUGACACGUCGCACCUCCCACGGCGCCCAUCCGCACGCGCAGCAUGGAACUGUUUCGUCGAAUCCGAAGCCUGGACUCCCCAAAAUGCACUCGCAGGGAAGCCACGCUCAAGGAAAAUAAGCAUCACGUUUGACAUGAACAAGCUCCAAGCAAUCCCGUUUCCCGGGCAGGCCGGAAGCCCCGGCCGCGUGCUCGUCAGCAUGAACCCGACGCGCACGCCGCGCGCGCUGCAGAGCAGCCACAUCUAUCACCACCCGCUGCUCAGCUCCGAGAGCAUCCUCAUGACGCGCCAUCUGGACAAGAUUAACGGCGUUUCGGGCCUAGCCUUUGCGGGCGCGUGGAUGGGGUACGGGUUCCAUGAGGAUGGCUUUGUGGCGGGCGUGCAUGCCGCGCGCCUCAUUACACACGGCCGGGACAAGACGCGGCCGCUGGACCUGAUGCAGGAUGGCAUGGAUAAUUUGUUGCCCAAAGGGGGGACCACGAGGAUACUUCUCCGGCUGGGAGUUGGUCUGGUGCAAUGGCUGCUGCGGCUGAGGGAAUCCAUGGUGGAUGCAUGGGCUUGGGCCGACGUCACAAGCCAGGAAAAGUCCAAGCUCUUGCUCCUGUGA